AUGGGCAAGAUGCAACACAACUCUGACUUCAAGACAGAGCUGCGCGAGCCUUCGGAGACGGAUGGCAGUGUCACCGCCACUGGGCAAAACUAUCUUGAAAAGGUUGAGACGGGCGGUUUGGCACCAUGGUCAACGCAUAUCGCUGGCGAUGCAGCCAACCUGACUCCCGAGCAUCGCAACUACCUUCUGAAGAGACAUGGCACGUUGGAGCUGGAUCCUAUGCCUGGUUUUGGUGAUGCUGAUCCGUUGAAUUGGAAGACUUGGAAGGUGCUCCUCUCUUUNGGAGACCUCUUUCUCCAUAGUUAUGGCAGCAUGGCCGCAUGCAGAGCCUUGGUCGCCUUCUUCAUCAGUCCUGCUGGUGCUAUCGGAAGUGGUGUCGUUGGCGAAACGUUCUUCAAGAGAGAGCGCGGAAAGUACAUGGGUAUCUGGACAUUGAUGGUCACUCUCGGUGUCCCACUAGGCGGUUUCACUAUGGGCUUCGUCGCCAACAACGUCGGCUACCGUUGGAUUUACUACAUCCUCGCCAUCAUCAACGGCGUCCAAUUCAUUCUCUACAUUUUCUUCGGCCCUGAGACAAGAUACCUGCGCCAAGGUGUCGAGCACCGCGGAUCCGAUCUCAAACAAGAAUACUGGAGCUUCAGGCGCAUUGACCCUACACCCCUCAGGGCCUGGGACUUCAUUCAACCCUUGACCAUGGGUCGCCAUGCUACAGUCCUGCUUCCUGCUGUCGCAUACGCCAUGGUUUUCCUGCUCACUUCCGUCCUCGUUACCGUUGAAAUUCCUCAGCUGUUCCAAGAGAAGUAUCAUUUCAACGCUCAGCAGAUCGGAUACCAAUUCGCGAGCAUCAUCAUUGGAUCUGUCAUUGGCGAGCAACUGGGAGGUGUUCUGUCUGAUUUCUGGAUGAAGCGCAAGGCUCGCAAGAUGCCUGCUGGCCACCGUCCUAUGCCUGAAUACCGUCUCUGGCUUUCCUAUUCCGGCUUCCUUUUGGGCAUCGUCGGCUACAUCGUCUUUCUCAUUCAGACCGAGGACACCGCCAAGUGGAACGUCACACCUCUCAUCGGUGCCGCCAUCGCUGCCGUCGGUAACCAAAUUGUCACCACUGUUCUCAUUACUUACGCCGUCGACUGUCACCAAGAAGAAGCUGCCAGUAUUGGUGUCUUCAUCACCUUCGUUCGUCAGAUGUGGNGCUUCAUUGGUCCCUUCUGGUUCCCUCAGAUGUUUGAGAACAUUGGACUCCNNAAGGCCAGUGCGGGUGUUGGUACUGCUUUAAUGAUUGGUGUCACUAUUCCCAUCAUUUGGCUGCAAUGGAGAGGUCGCUCGAGAAAAACCAUUGACGACGAGUAA
Molecule: messenger RNA, 1344 nt
Organism: Aureobasidium musti
Lineage: Eukaryota; Fungi; Ascomycota; Dothideomycetes; Dothideales; Saccotheciaceae
Source: the annotation of a GenBank genome assembly